CCUCGUCAUUUCAAAAUGGCGGCUGCCAGGAGGCUGAAGCGCGUGGCGGCUUCACAGCCUGGGUUUUUAAGUUUAAAACCCUCCUCAGACUUGGCCAGCAGUCGGAGGAAACGUGUAAACAAGAAUAAAAAGAAGAACUGGAACAAAUUCAGCGAUAUCGCAGAUGUAGAGGAGUUUUUAGAGGACGUCAGGCAUCAGGAGAGGACCACAGGGGGUCUGCUGUCAGAGAAACCAGACGAGAGUUUGUUCUUUGUGGAUCUUGGACAGCCAGAAAAACCUGAGCAGAAAGAAGAAGAACCCGAUGACGAGGGGAAGAAGAAAAAAGGGAAAUCGUCACGUCCUCUGAGGAUAGACCUGAUCCUUCAGCACGACUCUCACAUUCCACCUCCUAAAGAUGUACUGGCAGGCCAGCAACGUAAUGCCAAGAAACUGCGUCGCAUCGCUCAGAAGGCCGAGCAGCUGGCAGCGAGAGGUGUGGUUCCACGGAGACAGAGACUGCUGCUGAACAGACGGCCCGUCGACAGGAGCGUGAAAAAGACCGUAGCAGAGGCCAACAACAACCCAGACAGAGAUUAUUACAACUUAUGGGGACAAGAGUCCAAAGACACAGCUGAUCCCUGGUAUCUUCAGCAGACGGGCAAGAAGCGCGUGAAGCGUCCAGAGAAGCUGAACGAGAAGCCGUCCGUUCUCCCUGCUGUGGAGGUGAUCGCCUCCGGUGGAUCCUACAACCCCGACUUCAUCUCCCACCAGGCGCUGCUUCAGGAAGCUCACGACGUGGAGGUGAAGAGAAAGAAACAAGAAGACCGGAUAGAGAAACAGCUGGCUGUCAAGAAGGAAGACAUAGCUACAGAGGAAACAACUCUCCGUGAAGCAGUGGAGGGUUUAAUAGAGGAGGAGGAAGAGGAGGAGGAAGCAGCUCCUGACAACAAGGAGGACGAUGAAGAGACUGUGGCUGCCAUCACAGUGGCUGAGAAGAAGACUGAGAAACAGAGAAAGAAAGAAAAAAUAGAAAAAAUUAAGGAGCAGCAGCGACUGUCCAGCAGACAACAGAACUCGCAGCAGCAGCAGCUCUUCCAGCUUCGCUCCAUCAAAGCCUCCAUCAAACAGCAGGAGCAGAAGACCAAGAGGAAACAGACGGAACGCAAGAUCAAGCAGGAGGCCCAGAAAUCUCAACCCCGACGCCUCGGGAAACUCAAAUUCCAGAAUCCAGACCUGGAGGUGAAGUUAAGUGAUGAGUUAUCUGGCUCCCUGCGAGAACUCAAGCCAGAGGGCAGCAUCCUCAAAGAUCGCUUCAAGAGUCUGCAGAAAAGAAACCUCAUCGAACCCAGAGAAAGAGCCAAGUUCAAGAGGAGACUGAAGGUGAAAUAUGUGGAGAAGAGAGCGUUUAGAGAGAUCACAUAAUCGCCUGCAACAACGUUAAAUAAAAUCUAUAACAAACCGCAGAA
Messenger RNA from Austrofundulus limnaeus, 1445 nucleotides. RefSeq names its product NOP53 ribosome biogenesis factor (gene nop53). NCBI's taxonomy places the organism in Eukaryota, Metazoa, Chordata, Actinopteri, Cyprinodontiformes, Rivulidae. Gene Ontology annotation, molecular function: 5S rRNA binding. Gene Ontology annotation, cellular component: nucleolus. The record is from RefSeq and is a predicted model, not a curated record. The coding region runs from base 16 to 1401 and encodes 461 amino acids. Gene Ontology annotation, biological process: rRNA processing; ribosomal large subunit assembly. The transcript is spliced from 12 exons.